Laetiporus sulphureus 93-53 is the source of this 1106-nucleotide messenger RNA. RefSeq names its product ras protein. Gene Ontology annotation, biological process: signal transduction. The record is from RefSeq and is a predicted model, not a curated record. The coding region runs from base 222 to 800 and encodes 192 amino acids. Gene Ontology annotation, molecular function: GTP binding; GTPase activity; GDP binding. The transcript has 7 exons. NCBI's taxonomy places the organism in Eukaryota, Fungi, Basidiomycota, Agaricomycetes, Polyporales, Laetiporaceae. Gene Ontology annotation, cellular component: plasma membrane.
UACGUCUCCCUCCAACACUCAGGCUCAGGCUCCUCUGUGGCCAUCCUCUUUACGACCUUGCACGAACUUGCACGACGUUCAGAUCUCCUUAUAUUAUCUCCCAUCGUCCGCGCGCCUCAGUUAGUCCAUUGUCCGCGACGCUCCCCCAUUUCGACGCCCGCUGCUAGGCAUUCAUUUGAAGACUUGCGUAUUCUCAACCCUUCUUUCUGCUCUUUCGAGACAUGGAUAGCUGGAGAGUAGCCGUCCUCGGUGACGGAGGCGUAGGAAAGACGGCACUGGCUGUCCAGUUCACGCUCGGUUGUUUUGUUGAGACUUAUGAUCCAACGAUAGAAGAUGCAUACCGCAAGCAACUAGUGGUUGAUCGGCGGAUGUGCUUCGUUGAAGUAAUUGACACGGCGGGCCAAGAGGAAUACGCGACAUUGCGUGACCAAUGGGUCAGGGAAGGCCAGGGAUUUAUCUUGGUCUACUCAAUCGCAUCGCGGGCGACAUUCGAGCGGCUAGACGUGUUCCGACAAGCAAUGCUCAAAGUGAAGCGACAGAAGCCGAUCUUCAUGCUCGUCGGCAACAAGUGCGAUAAACAGUACGAACGGGAGGUGUCGCGCGAAGAGGGCGCAGCCCUCGCGCGGAAUUUCGGAUGCGAUUUCCUCGAGACGUCAGCCAAGCACGCGACCAAUGUAGAACGGCUAUUCGUGGACCUCAUCCGGCUACUACGGCAAACAAAGCAGCAGGAGCAAGGCGUGCAAGGUCCACCACGACCACCGAACGAGGGGAAGAAGAAAAUGAAGUGUAUUGUCAUGUAGGGGCACAUCGAGGACUCAUAUAGAACUGACCCACUUCUUCCUACUUACCUCAUCUCAUGAUACCAUUUCUCUCUUCUCAUUUGGGUUCUUUUACGUCUGGUUACGCUGCUGGGUACACACCGUCAUGCUCGAGAUCCGGCUGCUUCACGAUGUUACAUAUCACCGACUUCACGACGACCUCACCACGCUGUGCAUAGUUCAUUCUGACGGAAUAUCAUACUAUGCUUACUGCCUCGAAUGGUUAGGGUAACGCCGCCAUUCAUUCACUGCGUUUUUAUCAUCGGGCUAAUGAUUGUCUGCUCCGCG